Ostrinia furnacalis (Asian corn borer) is the source of this 2055-nucleotide messenger RNA. It is a transcript of the gene Chd64, whose product is annotated as transgelin calponin-3. The record is from RefSeq and is a predicted model, not a curated record. Gene Ontology annotation, biological process: actin filament organization. Gene Ontology annotation, molecular function: actin filament binding. Lineage: Eukaryota; Metazoa; Arthropoda; Insecta; Lepidoptera; Crambidae. Gene Ontology annotation, cellular component: actin cytoskeleton. The transcript has 4 exons. Bases 157 to 723 code for a protein of 188 amino acids.
GAUGUCAUUCAUCAGCACACACUCACACAUAGAGCCCGCUCGCAAGCAACCGCGCUGUUUACAUUCUGAACGCAGUGACUUCACGGCGACAAUCCGUGUCUGUGAUUUAUUUAUUUAAUUAUUUAUAAUACAUAGUUAUUAGUUACCUAGUUCAACAUGGCAAACAACAGGGCCGCCAAAUCUGGAUUCGCCGCCGAAGCUCAGAGAAAGAUCAACAGCAAAUACAGCGAGGAGCUCGCUCAGGAAUGCCUGGAGUGGGUGCGCACGAUCACCGGCCAGCCGGAAAACGUGUCUGGGGACAUGGACAACUUCUAUGAAGUCCUGAAAGACGGGACUUUGCUGUGCAAGUUGGUGAACAACAUCCAGCCUGGCAUAGUGAAGAAGGUAAACGAAUCAAAGAUGGCGUUCAAAUGCAUGGAGAACAUCAACGCGUUCCUGGAAGCGGCAAAGAACCUCGGCGUGCCUGCGCAGGAGACCUUCCAGACUGUCGAUCUGUGGGAGAGACAGAACCUGAACUCCGUGGUCAUAUGCCUCCAGAGUCUUGGCAGGAAGGCCCACAAUUUCGGCAAGCCAUCCAUAGGCCCGAAGGAAGCCGAGAAAAACGUUCGGAACUUCUCGGAGGAGCAGCUGAGGGCUGGCCAGGGAGUGAUCUCCCUCCAGUAUGGCUCCAACAAGGGCGCCAACCAGAGUGGCAUCAACUUCGGCAACACGAGACACAUGUAAACCCCGACAUCCUAACAUCACAUUGAACUGGUUGACAUUAAAAUUUAAUUUAAAACAGGAUCGUUCUAAGCAAAAAGCUAUAGAUUUCUGCAGUUGUAUAACUACCUUCUAGUUUUGGUAAUGUUUAAAUAACUUUGUCUACUUUGUGUAUACGAUACCUCUUUUUACCUAUUUGUCUGUCUACUCUGGCAACUAAUUAUUACCGUUAUAUAAACGUAUAUUUGUAGAGGAUAAGACGUACCUCGAUGACAUACUCAUUUUCUUCUCAAGUUAAUCUCCAAGUAUUUUUUGCUUAGAAUGAAACAGAAUAUACAGGGUGUAAAGAAAAGGUUGGCAAAAACUUUCAUAUUUGACUACGAGACCGCACAAUCUUGGAAGUCUUUUCUUCACAUUAUUUUCACUUUUGUUUGCUUUGAAUAAAAGGGAAAUUCGUAAAUUUCUCUCUCUGGACACAGUCAAAAGUCAAUGUUAAAGUUUUUAUCUGCCUAUUUUUAACACCUCCUAUUUUAUAAUGGAUGUUAGAAUUGAAAUAGUUCACUAUUAUCCGUGUUGAUCAAUCAAAUUAUCUCUUUACAUAAAGUUACUUCUCAGUACUUAGAUUCUACUUAAAACUUAGAAGACUUAGUUUAAAGGACCAUCCUGAAAAUAGACAGGAUUCUAUGGACUCGAAUCUCUGGGUGUCAAAAUUUAUUUUUGUAAAAGUAUAGUCUCAGACUGUCAGUCAUUAAUUCGUAUAAUUUAGCAUUUAGUUUUGUAUAAAAUAUAACCAUUCCGGAGUCAUUCCGCAUUUUGGAAUUUAUUUUUGUGCUGUUUUAAUGUUGAUGAAAAAGUGGUUUGUUUUAUUUAUAUUUCAUUACUAUAAGUCAUGUAGAAUUACGUGUUUAAUUCAUAACUAUUUUUGUAAUUUUUAGGAUUGAUUAUAAUAAAGUUUAUACAUUUAUUUUUCUUAAUAAUGUGCCAAUAUUAUUUUUACUUAUUGACACUUUUUCACUUAACAGUACAAUUUGUUAAAUAAUAUUUUUCAAAUUUAUAUAACUUACUAAGUGUAGUUAUUACACUAAAUUCUAUUAUAUUGAAAAUUGAAUACAAUUCUAUUAUAUUGUGCCUUUUAAGCUCCCAAGGACUUUAAAACUAAUACGUGGCUAACAGCAAAGUUUUUUAAAGGCUUGUAGUUGUCUCUUUAUUUAAAAUAAUUAUAUCGUAUUAAAACUCAUCAUUCCAGUUUUUGUAGUAAUUGUAGUACACACUGUGAUUAAUGAUUUUAUUAUUAUGUACAUCUCUAACUAUAUUUUCGUAUUUAUAGUUAUGUACUUUGACGCGUAAUAUUAAGAA